Paramecium octaurelia is the source of this 1481-nucleotide messenger RNA. Lineage: Eukaryota; Ciliophora; Oligohymenophorea; Peniculida; Parameciidae. The record is from the annotation of a GenBank genome assembly.
AUGAGCAAGCAUCCAAUUCAGAAUUAUUAAAUUUUAAAGGUCAUUGGCAAGGUACUUAUAGUUAUUAAACAUUUUCCUAGGGAGCAUUCGCUAUAGUUUAUCAAGGUUAACAUCUAAAAACUAACGAGAUAGUUGCGAUCAAAUAAAUUAGUACAGACAUGUAAGAAGGGCCUCAUAAAAGAAAAAUGUUAGAGUUGUUUAACUAAGAAAUUCAAAUAAUGGAAUCCAUUAAACAUUAAAACAUAGUUUAGUUAAAGGAAGUACAAUUUACUUCUGAUUCAAUUAAUAUGAUACUUGAGUAUUGUGCUCUUGGUGAUUUAGAAAAGUACAUCAAAAAGAAUUCUGCAAAAAAUAGAUUGCCUGAAAGUGAAGCUAAACCAAUUAUACUAUAAUUAUUGGAUGCUAUGAAAAUAUUGCGUUUAAAAAAUGUCGUUCAUCGAGAUCUCAAACUUGCUAAUAUUCUCAUAAAUGAAUAAAUGUAAAUAAAAUUAGGAGAUUUUGGAUUUGCUAAAUCAGUUACUUCUGAUUUACUUGAAUCAUAUUGUGGAACUCCCAUUACAAUGGCUCCAGAAAUACUUAAGUAUUAAUUUUAUAAUAAUUUUAUAGGAAAUAUGAUAAUUACGAUCAUAAAUGUGAUAUUUGGUCUUUAGGCAUAAUGAUUUAUUAAAUUCUGUAUGGGUAACCACCAUUUGUAUCAAAAAAAGGAACUGUCGAAGAUCUAAUUAAUGAAAUUGAAAAAUAGAAUGUAACCAUAAAUAUUAUCAAAAUAGAUUAAUUUUCCAUAAUAAGUUGGGGUCUCUUCGGAAUGCAUUGACUUAAUACGCAAAAUGCUAGUUGAGAAUCCUAAAAAAAGAGCAUCUUUUGAAGAUAUUUUUAGACAUCCAUGGUGCCAAACAGAAGUCAUUGAUUUGAGGAAAUCAAUUCUAAAGACUUAUGUCCCACAACAUCAAGAGUUUAUCACCAAUUUAUCUUUUACAAUUUAAUAAUAAAUUACUUAGCUAAUCUCGAUAAUACGAUUGAUCUAGUCAAUUGAGAAUAUGCAUCAAGAAUUUGCUGCGAAUUGUGUCAACUUUCGAAGUGCUUUGGUAAAUGCUUUCUCAUCAAUUCAGCUAAAUAUUACUUACUCAAACUAAAAGGCUUGCAUUAAGCCAGAAAACUUCAAAUAUUUCAAUUAUUAAUAAGAAUUGCUAAUAUUUUUAGCUAAUUUAUAUGAAACAGCUAUUUAAAGUAAGAAUAAUAAUAUCCUUGAUUUUCUUGAUUUGAGUUUAUGGGAUUACUAAAUAACCAACUAUUUUUCUAUUCUAUAUGAAGAGUAUACAGUUACAUUACAAGAGGAGAUGAAAAAUAUGAAAUUAUCGGAGCAAAUAAAUAAAGGGAAGGUAUUAAUAUAAAUCGAGGACUCAAGAGGCUUAAAUAAAUUUGUAAAAUCAGAUUUAAACACUCUAAUUGAACUUAUCAAAGAUAGAUUUAAGAAUUAAUGA